This is a messenger RNA of Salvia hispanica, 2056 nucleotides long. The record is from RefSeq and is a predicted model, not a curated record. Lineage: Eukaryota; Viridiplantae; Streptophyta; Magnoliopsida; Lamiales; Lamiaceae.
CCAAAAAUAAAAAAAUACAGUAAAAUUGAGUUCGCAGCCUGAAAACUCCAAAACCUCACAGAUCAGAAGAGCGAAGACGAAGACCCCUCAACUAUUCAAAAUCCCUAAAAAACCCCAUAUUAAAGUCGCUGCAUUUUCAAAUUCAACCUCCUCUAAUUAUUACGCACAAGAACAAACAGCAAGAAAACGGUGGGAGCAGACAAUUGAUCACUCUCACCGUUUCUGUGAGAUGAGCAGAGUGUCCAAGUUUGAAAUCUUCGAUUCGCUUCCGGCAUAGCUGGCAAACGGCGUCGUAUUGUUUUCUGGGUUCUUUUUUAGUACCUUUUGUGCUGAAUGGCUAAGCGCGUGCACCAAGUAUGGAAGGGUAACAAUGUGAGAUUUCUUCCGUUUUUUCUCAUUUUCUUGAGUUUAAUUUUUAUGGGCGUCUGUUUAAUUUUGUGGGAGGUUAUCUUUUUCAGCUUAGCUUCAUAUGGAAAUGUUGGCAUAUUUGCUCGUGUCGUUAUCUUUUGUGUUUUUGUUGCAAGGCAUCUUCGGCAUCAAUUCACAUCCUAUAAUGCAGGAUAUGCAAUCAUUGUAGCUGCUAUAGUCUUCACCAUUCAUGUGCUAGUCUUGUUGUUUCUAACAUCAUCCCGAGACCCCGGAAUUGUGCCACGCAAUUCACAUCCUCCAGAAGAAGAUAUUCGUUAUGAUAAUUCUGCAUCGGUGGAGAUUGGCGGAAGGCAGACACCAAGCCUCCAGUUCCCACGAACCAAAGAAGUAAUGGUCAAUGGGCUCCCUGUCAGAGUUAAAUAUUGUGAUACUUGUAUGUUAUAUCGUCCUCCUCGUUGUUCACACUGCUCGAUUUGCAAUAAUUGUGUCGAGCGUUUUGAUCAUCACUGCCCUUGGGUAGGCCAGUGCAUAGGAUUGCGAAACUACCGUUAUUUCUUCUGUUUCGUUUCCUCGGCAGCACUUCUUUGCAUCUAUGUGUUUUCAAUAUCAGCUUUCUAUGUCAAGGUUUUGAUGGAUGAUCAUAAAGGUACUGUGUGGAAGGCAAUGAAGGAAUCUCCUGCAUCCGUGGUUCUGAUGGGUUACUGUUUCAUAUCAUUAUGGUUUGUCGGUGGGCUGACUGGAUUUCACCUUUAUCUAAUAAGCACUAAUCAGACUACCUAUGAGAACUUCCGGUACAGAGCUGACAACAGGAUCAAUGUCUAUAAUCGUGGUUGCUUAAACAACUUUUUCGAAGUAUUUUGUACAAAGGUGAAGCCUUCAAAGAACAACUUCCGAGCUUUGGUGCAGGAGGAAUCCCAGAGGCCACCGAUGCCUACUUCUAGGGACAAUGCUGAGCCAGAGGAAACGGGAGAUGACCGACGUAUGAAGGUGGAAGAUGAUUUAGACAUCGGUGGAGAUCUUUUGAAGAUCUCACAGCGUCAUAACAUUGAAGACAUUGAAGCAGACAUUCGUAGUAGAGGAAGCGAUGUGCCCCAUCACAAUUUAUCUGAAGUAGAUUCUGUGUUGGGUUCUAACAGAAGGCCCCCUGCCGUGCAAUUAGAAACAACGCGACGCACAAGUUGGGGGAAAAGUGGUAACUGGGAAAUUGGAAACGAGGGCAGCUUUGUUACUCCGAAAGAAGCAUUCCAAUGAGUGUGCUGAAGAGCAGUAGGCGGGCACCGGACGUAAAGCGGUAAACUUGCAAACUCGAAGGAUAUUCAUCUUUGCAUUUUGAUAUUGGAAGAAAAAUGCCAUCUUAUAUUCAAUUCAAGGCCGAGAUGAUUCCUUUUUACUACCUGUUUAGGCUAUGAUUUGUGCUACCAUUCUUCUCUUGCGCCUUGGACCAAAAACUAAUCUUUACCUUCUUUUUAUUAUUUUUAUGAAAAAUGUGAAGGUUCCUUACUUUUGUAUUUUCCCCAAACAGUCCUAUUUGGUGUCUGUAGUCGUGUGGGUUUUAUGAAUCGGUAUUCUUUGUGUAAUUAACUUUUUUACAUAGAUUUGGCAAGAUAUUUAUUUCAAGGCUUUACCACGAUCAACAUUGUAUCAACUAUAUUCUGUUGUAAAUCGAUAUGAUUCUGUUGUAAAUCAA